Molecule: messenger RNA, 2319 nt
Organism: Plutella xylostella (diamondback moth)
Lineage: Eukaryota; Metazoa; Arthropoda; Insecta; Lepidoptera; Plutellidae
Product: ATP-binding cassette sub-family F member 3
Molecular function (GO): ATP hydrolysis activity; ATP binding
Source: RefSeq, a predicted model, not a curated record
UUAAAAAAAUAAUUUGGUGUGUUGUGUGUGUGUCGUCAAGAUCAAGAUUUAUCAAAUGAAAAAAGUAAUUAAAUCCUGUUGAUAAAAAGCUCCGUGCGUAGAAAUCAUGGCGAAAUACGGAGAAUAUCUUAAAAAGCAAUUCCCUUUAAUUGAUGAAGAUCUUAAAAAAUACGUCGAAGAUAUCUUGGACAACGGCGCUGGAGAGUUCGAAGACGAAGAGGAAGUUUUCGAAGCUAUCGGUGAAGUGCUGCAGGGAAUCUCCGAAAAAACUGAAGAUGACAUCAAAGAUAUAUGUAGCCAACUGUUACAUAUGCUUCAACCUGAUCACCAAGGCAUGAACAAUGGACCAAGGAAAGUGCUGGACGCUCCAAUACACUUGGCUUCAAUGACUUCUAACCUCACUGAAACACAACCAGAACUAAAAAGUAUAUGGCUCCAAACAAGAGAUGAUAACUUAAAAGUAGAUGCAAAGAAGCUAGAAAAGGCUGAAGCAAAAUUACAGCAGAAGCAAGGGAAAAGGUCAGAUGUGAAAGCAGCUCCGGUAGCAGCGCCAGUCCUUCAAACUGCUACGGCAUCUCAGGUCACCUCGAAGAAGGACAGCAAACUAGAGGCCAAGGGCACUAACAGGACUCAGGACAUAAGGAUAGAAAACUUUGACAUUGCCUAUGGAGAUAGGGUGCUUCUUCAAGGGGCAGACCUUGUUUUAGCGUUUGGUAGACGGUACGGGCUGGUCGGGCGAAACGGCCUCGGCAAGACCACACUCUUAAGAAUGAUCUCAGCGAAGCAGCUCAAGAUUCCGUCCCACAUUUCCAUCCUUCAUGUGGAACAGGAAGUAGUGGGAGAUGACACGAUAGCGCUGCAGAGCGUAUUGGAAUGUGAUUUUGUGAGAGAAGGCCUGCUCAGGAGAGAGAAAGAGAUUAAUGCUUCUAUUAGUAAUGGCGCAACCGACCCAGCUCUCUCGUCAGAGCUAAGCGAAGUGUACGCUCAACUGGAGAACAUCGAAGCGGACAAGGCGCCGGCGCGCGCGUCCAUCAUCCUGAGCGGUCUCGGGUUCACCCCGGAGAUGCAGGCGCGCGCCACGCGGACCUUCUCCGGGGGCUGGCGGAUGAGGCUGGCGCUGGCUAGAGCGUUGUUUUCUAAACCAGACCUGCUCCUCCUCGACGAGCCGACGAACAUGUUGGACAUCAAGGCCAUCAUCUGGCUGGAGAACUACCUGCAGAACUGGCCCACCACGCUGCUGGUGGUGUCCCACGACCGGAACUUCUUGGACACUGUGCCGACGGAUAUCAUGCAUUUACAUUCCCAGAGGAUUGAUACUUACAGAGGCAACUACGAGCAAUUCCACAAGACCAAGACCGAGAAGCACAAGAACCAACAGCGAGAAUUCGAGGCUCAGCAGCAGCACAGAGCCCACGUGCAGGAGUUCAUCGACCGCUUCCGGUACAACGCGAACAGAGCCUCCUCCGUGCAGAGCAAGAUCAAGAUGCUGGAGAAACUACCGGAACUCAAACCCGUGGAAAAGGAAGUGGACGUGACCCUCCGGUUUCCGGAGACCGAGCCCCUGUCGCCGCCCAUCCUUCAGAUCAACGAAGUUGGCUUCUACUACAGCAAAGAUAAGGUCAUAUUUACAAACGUCAACCUCGGGGCCACGCUGGAGUCUAGGAUAUGUAUAGUGGGAGACAACGGCGCGGGAAAAACGACCUUACUAAAGAUAAUAAUGGGUAUACUGUCGCCUACCAGCGGCCUACGCAGUGUCCAUAGGGGCCUGAAGUUCGGGUACUUCUCACAACAUCACGUGGACCAGUUGGAGAUGAAUGUUAAUUCUGUUGAGCUGUUACAGAAGGACUACCCUGGUAAAACGAUAGAGGAAUACCGGCGCCAACUCGGCAGUUUCGGCGUGAGCGGCGACCUCGCGUUGCAGACCAUCGGGUCUCUCUCCGGAGGGCAGAAGUCCCGGGUUGCCUUCGCCCGCAUGUGCAUGGGCAACCCCAACUUCUUGGUGCUGGACGAGCCGACGAACCACUUGGAUAUCGAGACCAUUGAGGCGUUAGGGAAGGGGAUCAAUAAGUAUACGGGUGGUGUAAUCCUGGUGUCCCACGACGAGCGUCUGAUCCGCAUGGUGUGCAAGGAGCUGUGGAUCUGCGGCGGCGGCACCGUGGCCAGCAUAGAGGGGGGCUUCGACGAGUACAGGAAGAUAGUCGAGAGGGAACUCGAGGCCGCCAACAAAUAAUCCAUCCUGUAUGUAAGGAUUUUAAUCGUAACGCUCGUUAUAAUAAUAAUAAUGUAAAAAGUCUCUAUAAAUUAUAUUAUUGUAAUAUA